UUCAAGCGUUGGAAGUUCCGAGUUCCCAACACAAGCAAAGAAUUAUAUCCUACGAUUAACCCAAACGUAAACACAUAUUCUCUCUCUGUUCCACGCACAGAAACCCACACUGCCAGAGAGAUCUACAAGAAUGGCGAGUGCAGCGUCAUCUUCACUGAGUUUGGAGGAUGUGCCGUCGGUGGAUCUAAUGACGGAGCUCCUCCGCCGCAUGAAGUGCUCAUCAAAACCGGACAAACGCGUCAUCCUCGUCGGCCCGCCAGGAUCAGGGAAAGGUACUCAGUCACCAAUAAUUAAGGAUGAGUAUUGCUUGUGCCACUUGGCUACUGGUGAUAUGUUGAGAACUGCUGUUGCUGCCAAAUCACCCCUUGGGAUCAAGGCUAAGGAAGACAUGGACAAGGGUGAACUUGUUUCCGAUGACUUGGUGGUUGGGAUAAUUGAUGAAGCUUUGAAAAAGCCUUCCUGCCAAAAAGGUUUCAUUCUUGAUGGAUUUCCGAGAACAGUGGUCCAAGCACAAAAGCUUGAUGAGAUGCUUGAAAAACGCGGUGCUAAAGUCGAUAAGGUUCUUAACUUUGCAAUUGAUGAUGCAAUCUUGGAAGAGAGGAUUACUGGUCGCUGGAUCCACCCAUCCAGUGGUCGCACCUACCACAUGAAGUUUGCACCUCCUAAAGUACCUGGGGUUGAUGAUGUCACUGGGGAGCCUUUAAUUCAACGUAAAGAUGACACUGCAGCUGUUCUCAAGUCAAGGCUGGAAGCUUUCCAUAAGCAGACUGAACCGGUAAUCGAUUACUACAAUAAGAAGGGUAUCGUGGCAAACCUUCCAGCAGAUAAACCACCUCAGGAGGUGAUGGCAGAUGUUAAGAAGGCACUCUCCUGAUGAAAGAUUUCCCCCUUUUUUUACUAGACCUAAAUAUUUAGAGCUCAGGUUUUUGGUCCUUGUAUUCUGUUACAUUAUGACAUUACCUGAUGAAGAGCAGCAGCACGGUUUUGUGGCCGUCGCUAACCUAACCCAAAACAUCCAGUGUUGAGAUGUUUAGACAAGAUAGAAAAUAAUUGUUGACAGCGGCUUUCCAAUGGCUUUAUUUAUUGGUUUGCUAACAUUAUAGUUGCUUACAUUUUUUAUAAACGGCUGGUUGCUCUCGUA
Molecule: messenger RNA, 1141 nt
Organism: Olea europaea var. sylvestris
Lineage: Eukaryota; Viridiplantae; Streptophyta; Magnoliopsida; Lamiales; Oleaceae
Product: adenylate kinase 4-like
Exons: 6
Coding region: 131-874 (247 amino acids)
Biological process (GO): nucleobase-containing compound metabolic process
Cellular component (GO): cytoplasm; mitochondrion
Molecular function (GO): AMP kinase activity; ATP binding
Source: RefSeq, a predicted model, not a curated record